AUGGAGAAGUAUCGAGCAAAGCGUAGACUCUGCUUCCUAGCUGCUCUCGACUUGAAGAAUGCAUUCGACCGUCUACCAAGACUAGUCUCUGGAGAACGAGAUGUCCCUGGUCAGGGAUCUGUACGAUGGUUCUAUGACAAAAUACGAACUCCACAUGGCCUAACCGAAGCUAGCAGACCGGAGCGGGCUCCGUCUAAACAUGAAGUUCUUCAGUUCCGAAGAGUGCACUCAGUCAGUCAUCCUUACUAUAUAUAA
This is a messenger RNA of Haemonchus placei, 255 nucleotides long. Lineage: Eukaryota; Metazoa; Nematoda; Chromadorea; Rhabditida; Trichostrongylidae. The record is from the annotation of a GenBank genome assembly.